Messenger RNA from Lacerta agilis (Sand lizard), 715 nucleotides. Its product is annotated as claw keratin-like. Gene Ontology annotation, cellular component: intermediate filament. Gene Ontology annotation, molecular function: structural constituent of cytoskeleton. NCBI's taxonomy places the organism in Eukaryota, Metazoa, Chordata, Lepidosauria, Squamata, Lacertidae. The record is from RefSeq and is a predicted model, not a curated record. The transcript is spliced from 2 exons. Bases 111 to 656 code for a protein of 181 amino acids.
AGAGUAUAAAAGCUUAGACUUCUCUCCGAAAUUCCAUCAGCUUCAUUUGACUCUCCCAUCUUCACAACAGCAUCUUCCCAGAGAAGCAGAUUCAUCCCAUCACUGAAACCAUGGUUUCCUGUGGCCCAUCCUGUGCUGUCCCAUCCAUUGCUUCCUGCCCCACUGUUGGAUUUGGAUCAGCAGGAAGUCUUGGCAGUGGAGGUCUUGGCUAUGGAGGUUUUGGCUAUGGAGGCCUUGGCUCUGCCGGUCUUGGCUAUGGAGGUUUCGGCUAUGGAGGCCUUGGCUCUGCCGGUGCUUAUGGCAUUGGUUCAGGAGCAAGCACCAACUCAGCACAGCUUGGCACCUUGGAUGGGGUUAUCCCACAACCCAUCAACCAGAUCCCACCAGCAGAGGUCACGAUCCAGCCACCUCCUGUCACUGUGAUCAUCCCAGGACCCAUCCUCUCUGCCAGCUGUGAGCCUGUGGCUGUUGGAGGCAACACUCCAUGUGCUGUUGGUGGCUCUGGGCUGGCAGGAGGCUUUGGUGGCUUUGGUGGCUUUGGGGGUGGCCUUCUUGGAAGCUAUGGGGGUUAUGGCUUGGGCUCUGGCAGCUGGAGCAGGGGUGGAAUCAUUGGAAGGAAGUCUCUUCUGGGACGUCGUGGGAGUGUUUGCUUGUAGACCGAUCCAACCUGAGAAGAAUAUCCUUAUGAAACAACCAUUGACCAUAGAACUCAAUA